Molecule: messenger RNA, 774 nt
Organism: Phytophthora nicotianae INRA-310
Lineage: Eukaryota; Oomycota; Peronosporomycetes; Peronosporales; Peronosporaceae
Exons: 2
Coding region: 1-774 (257 amino acids)
Source: RefSeq, a predicted model, not a curated record
AUGCCCAUGCACGAGGCCAGCGACGUGACCCAAUACGUGCAGGAUUUCCCUCCCGAUGGGGACGAACAGGAGCUGCGCGACCAGCUCGAUGGCUGCAGGGCGGUGAUCCUGCGCUCAGCCUGCGUGCAGCUGGAGCUGCGUCCGAACCGCAAAAACUUUGCCAAGCCAAACUUUGUCACUCUCUUAGUUGAGUACUGGAAAGACAGUGUGGCAAUCUCGUCCCAUGCCAGUAUCACGCCCCGAGCGGUACACGUGCCGGAGCCCAAUGUGACGCCAAGAAAUGCGAGAGAGGAAAUGGUUGACGCGAAGCAGAAGAGAACGAGGGAGGAGGAGAAGACGCCCAAGAAGAAGAAAGCCAAAGUGAUGGAGCGCAGUGGCGACCUCUUUGAAGAGAAAGUGGGGGCGAUGGCGGCGUCUCUGGAGAAAGCCAAGGUGGUCAAGGAGUGGGCGUCGGCUAUCGAGAUUCUGUCGCGUGUGGACGGAAGCGCAGAGAGCAUCGCUCUUUUCCCCUCUCCUGGUUUUAUACCGUUCAUUAUCUACAAGCCGAUUCAACCGCAGAGGAAGCAGAAAUUACUGGCAGGAGACGUGAGUUUGACUCGACAGGAGAAUGUUGCGACUUCUGCGAUUAGGACGGAGAACUAUGUCAGAGCUGCAACUGCGACUGCUGGAGAAGAACGAAUGAUGCGCGACAAUGACGGGAACUCCAUACGUUUAUUGCUCAAGAUGAAUUCCCGCAAGAGUGGACUUUAUAAACAAAGGUAUUUGAAAAUGUGA